CGGCGGACCGGCCGGUGGGGGCGGUGCCGCGGCAGAUUACACGCAUUGGGACGAGAAGAGCGGCAGUGGUGUUGGACAUCAGCAACGCCAUGAUAUCUCCUCAGACGCGGCUCCUAGUGCCGCUGGUUCUAGCUGUGGCGGCUGCCGAGGCAGGCCGCGUGCUCAUGAUGGCUCCCCUCGGCGGCAAGUCCCAGAAGCAGCUCUUCUACGGACUGGCCAAAGGACUCGUGGAACGGGGACAUGAAGUCGUGUUCUUCAAUGCGUUCAAGCCCUCGACACCGGUGAAGGGCGUCCGUGAGGUCGUUCCCGAGGAACUGGCCAAGGUGUUCUCGGACGAGAACUUUCCCAACGUGUUCAAAAUGAACAAAGAAGGAGCGUUUUAUGCUGGUAUCAGCCAGUUCCGUUUCAUGUUUGUCGAUGGCCCUAAAGCCGCCCUUGCCAGCAAGGAACUGGAUGAGCUGAUCCAAGAGGAAUUCGAUGUCGUCAUCUGCGGAGUGUUCGGCUAUCCAGUUUACUUCGUACCCUAUCUCAUGAAAAAGCCGUUCAUCCUGUUGACACCUAUGGCACAUAUGCCUUUGCAAACAAAUCCAGUGGGAAAUCCAAAUCUUCCUGCACUACACCCGUUACCGCUGCUGCACGUGUCGGAGACGAUGGGCUUCUUUGCCCGUGUCAAGAAUGUCAUAGCCCAUAUUGUCGUGCUUUCGCUGGGAAAGAUGGUGUUUGCCCCCUAUUGCGACCGGCUGAUUGCAGAGAAGUUCGGAGAUGGUGUCAUCCCUCCGGCUCUAGAGAUUGAGAAGAACGCCAGCCUCGUCCUGUUGAGCAGCAACCCUGCUGUUCACUAUCACAAGCCCUUGUUGCCAAACACAAUCCAGGUGGGAGGCAUGCACUGCCUGAAGCCCAAACCGCUGCCCAAAGAGUUGGCCGACUUUCUGGGUGAUUCAGAGUUUGUCUUCUUCAGUUUGGGCUCAAUAAUGCAGCCUCGGGACAUGUCCCCAGAGCAGAAGGCGGCCAUUCUUGCCGCGCUUGGCUCUCUGCCUUACAAAGUGCUACUCAAGUGGGACACCACGGACCGCAUCGGCCUGCCCGCCAACAUCCUCCCCUCCAAGUGGCUGCCGCAGCAGGACAUUCUCGGCAGCAGCAAGUGCCGGCUGUUCAUCUCUCACGGCGGCUUCGCCAGUGUUCUGGAGUCGCUCUGCCAUGGUGUACCACUACUCACCAUGCCCGGCUCGGGGGAUCAUCACUACAACGCCGUCAACGCCGUGUCUCUGGGCGUGGCCGAGCUGCUCUCCUGGGACGAGCUGACGGCGGAGAGCCUGCGCUCGGCCAUGGCGGCGGCGCUGUCGGCCGAGCGGCUGGCGGCGGCCCGCCACCGGCAGCGGCUGAUGGCCGAGCAGCCGGUGCCGCCCCGUGACCUGGCCGUCCACUGGGUGGAGCACGUCAUGCGCCACGGCGGCGCGCCGCACCUGCGCUCCGUCGGCGCCGAGCUCAACUUCUUCCAGUACUACUCGCUGGACGUGCUGGCCUUCUUGCUGGCCGUGCUGCUGCUGGCACUGAAGCUGCUGAUUGCCAUGUUGAAGUGCUGUUGUCGCUGUGUGUGCGUUCGGAGGACGCGUCGGGUGCCGGCCGAGACGAAACCCAAGGCUAAGCGAGCCAAACGCGACUAGCCCGCGACAAAAAUGAUUUUGAGUAGGUUUAUGCAUGUCACUGAGAUUGUGCACAUGCUUAUGGCGAAAAUCAAUAUCUUCGGUUGAACAUUUAUUAGGUCAGGUAGUUACUUGCAUAUUGCAUAUUUAAGGGAACAUUCCUCGUUCCUCAAGUUAGUUUUUUGUUUGUUGUACAGUUUU
Molecule: messenger RNA, 1844 nt
Organism: Amphibalanus amphitrite
Lineage: Eukaryota; Metazoa; Arthropoda; Thecostraca; Balanomorpha; Balanidae
Product: UDP-glucuronosyltransferase 1A1-like
Exons: 2
Coding region: 90-1664 (524 amino acids)
Molecular function (GO): UDP-glycosyltransferase activity
Source: RefSeq, a predicted model, not a curated record